Onychomys torridus (southern grasshopper mouse) is the source of this 9505-nucleotide messenger RNA. It is a transcript of the gene Eefsec, whose product is annotated as eukaryotic elongation factor, selenocysteine-tRNA specific. Lineage: Eukaryota; Metazoa; Chordata; Mammalia; Rodentia; Cricetidae. Gene Ontology annotation, biological process: selenocysteine incorporation. Gene Ontology annotation, molecular function: translation elongation factor activity; GTP binding; GTPase activity. The record is from RefSeq and is a predicted model, not a curated record. Bases 52 to 1803 code for a protein of 583 amino acids. The transcript is spliced from 7 exons.
GCGGGCGGACCGCCUGGCCGGCGCUCAAGAGGCGGCGUGCGAGGCGGCGGCAUGGCCGGCCGGCGGGUGAAUGUGAAUGUGGGCGUGCUGGGUCACAUCGACAGUGGCAAGACAGCGCUGGCGCGCGCACUGAGCACUACGGCCUCCACCGCCGCCUUCGACAAGCAGCCGCAGAGCCGCGAGCGCGGCAUAACGCUUGACCUGGGCUUCUCAUGUUUCGUCGUGCCGUUGCCGGGGGCUGAACCCGGGACCGGCGACACGCAGCUUCAGGUCACAUUGGUCGACUGCCCCGGGCACGCCUCCCUCAUCCGGACCAUCAUUGGCGGUGCCCAGAUCAUUGAUCUGAUGAUGCUCGUGAUUGAUGUGACCAAAGGAAUGCAGACACAGUCCGCAGAGUGCCUUGUGAUUGGCCAGAUCGCCUGCCAGAAGCUGGUUGUGGUGCUGAACAAGAUAGACCUGUUAGCAGAAGGGAAGAGGCAGGCAGCGAUUGACAAAAUGACCAAGAAAAUGCAGAAGACUCUUGAGAACACCAAAUUCCGGGGUGCACCAAUUAUUCCUGUAGCAGCCAAACCUGGGGGACCAGAGGCCCCUGAAACAGAAGCUCCACAGGGCAUCUCAGAACUCAUUGAGCUCCUGAAGUCCCAGAUUUCCAUCCCAGCAAGAGACCCCUCAGGACCAUUCCUUAUGUCUGUGGACCACUGCUUCUCCAUCAAGGGUCAGGGCACCGUGAUGACUGGAACCAUCCUCUCAGGUGCUAUCAGCCUCGGGGACAGUGUGGAGAUCCCUGCCCUCAAGGUGGUGAAGAAAGUGAAGUCCAUGCAGAUGUUCCACACACCUGUCACCUCUGCCAUGCAAGGAGAUCGACUGGGCAUCUGCGUCACCCAGUUUGACCCCAAGCUCUUGGAACGUGGGUUGGUAUGUGCACCUGAGUCUCUGCACACCAUUCACGCAGCCCUCAUCUCUGUGGAAAAGAUCCCUUACUUCCGGGGACCCCUGCAGACUAAGGCCAAGUUUCACAUUACAGUGGGCCAUGAGACAGUCAUGGGUCGCACGCUGUUCUUCAGCCCUGCUCCUGAAAACUUGGACCUGGAGCCCACUCUCAAUUCCUUCGACCUCUCCCGAGAAUACCUCUUCCAAGAGCAGUACCUGUGCAAAGACUCUGUGCCCACAGGCACAGAAGGUGGUGAUGAGGUGGACAGGAAAGCAGGCCACACCGCAAGGGGCCAGUGCCCCCAGCAACAGUGGGCCCUGGUGGAGUUUGAGAAGCCAGUCACCUGCCCCCGGCUGUGCUUGGUGAUCGGCUCCAGGCUAGAUGCUGACAUUCAUAGCAAUACAUGCCGGCUGGCCUUCCAUGGUGUCUUGCUGCGAGGACUGGAAGACAAGAACUACACAGAGAGCUUCCUGCCAGCACUGAGGGUCUACAAGCUGAAGCACAAGCAUGGCCUUGUGGAGCGGGUAAUGGAUGACUACAGCGUGAUUGGACGCUCCCUGUUCAAAAAGGAGACCAACAUCCAGCUCUUUGUGGGGCUUAAGGUGCAGCUGUCCACAGGGGAGCAGGGCAUCAUCGACAGUGCCUUCGGCCAGAGUGGCAAGUUCAAGAUCCACAUCCCUGGUGGCCUCAGCCCUGAGUCCAAGAAGAUCCUGACACCUACACUCAAGAAGCGGAACCGAGCUGGCCGCGGGGAGACCGCCAAGCCAGAGGAGAGCGCCGAGCGGCCAGAGCCCAUGCAGCCUGUGACACUCAGCCUGUCUUUCAAGCGCUAUGUCUUUGACACCCAGAAGCGCAUGGUACAGACUCCCUAAGUGAGCCAGUCCCCCAGGGCCUCUUGCCAGCUACAAGCCAGACCACAGUGCCAGAUGCCCCCAAUGUGCCUCAGUCUCCCCAAUCCUGCAGGCAGCCCAUCCAGUGCCAUCCCACUGAUGUUGAGCCCUCUGAGAAAACCUGGGGAAAGUGAGGAACCAUCCAGAAAGGCUGCCACUCCAUUCCUGCACCCACCCAGGAGAGCAACUAAACCCGGCCUGGAAAGGGCCUUAGCAGAGCCAGCAACCUGGGCCUCCCAGGCUCCCCAGUUAGGGUGUCUGCAGCCACUCUCAGCCUAUCCCAAGUAGCUGGCACCCUGCAACUGGAAAUAAACACCCAUAUAUGACCUAGCCCACCCAUAGUCUGCCUGUCUCCCACGGGUUACCAGGAAUCACAGGGUAUUGUGUGGUGUUGGGUGAGGACUCAAAGCUGCUAGGACCACCCAAAUGGCUCCUGGAGUGUCAUGGGCCUUGAAGAAUAGAGGUUCUCUGAGUAGCUGAGUCUAGUAAGGUCCCUUGGGUGGGGGCUAGCACCCUCGGGCUCUAUCUUGACACUAGAGGUCAAUAGACUCUGACUUCCAAUUUGGGGACCAGACUCCCAAGGGACCAGGGAUGGAGCACCUGGACGUUGUCCAUGUUCAUCUCCAGCCCCAGCACCCUCAGGCUUAGCAUGGGGACUGAGAUGGGGAGAGAGGGUGGAACUGACCAAUGAGGGAAUCAGAGCUUUUCCAGACACCUGUAAGGGCAGCAGAUGUCCUGGCGCUUCCCUGUUUGGCCUCCAGACAGACGUGAAGGCCUCCCUUUAUCCCAGUAAUCAGUGCAUUAUGCUUUAAUUUUCAAAAAUGGCAUUAAAAAUAUUAACAGGGGCAGGUUGUGAUCAAAUGACUUGGGUCUGUUAAGCCCCAGAGCAGAGGGCAGAGGAAAAGGAGCCAGGCUACAGAACACAGCGUCCCUGUAAACCAUGGCCCUAAUCAAAUACCCCAUCAGCCCGCCAAGCCCCUCAUGCCUCCAGGAGACCAGGGUGGUAGCGGCUGCCCUUCACUGUCCUUGGCCAGGCCUCUGGCAGCCACAGUCAGAACAGCCUAGAGCUGAAGACAAGCAGGGCCUGGGCUUUGUUUUGCUGCUGGGCCCCUAAGGAGCAGCUUCCUGCAGGACUCCAUGGUACCCUUACCACUACGCUGUGGGUCCCCUGACCUGGGUGUGACCUGGAGGACAGCAGAGGUAGUGAGUGCGAUCACAGUGUCUGCUCCUCUAGCUCCAGGAAAGCCCACCGCUGCCGCCUGUGGAAGCACCUCAGGGAUGUCUGCCUCCUGCUUGGUCCUAAGCCUAACCCUGCCCAGCACUGGGCCUCAUCAGCCCACCCAGACCUGAAGACUGCCGUGCCUGAAGGACAGGGUCGCUGGCUGAGCUACCCCAUCCCAACCCAACCCUGCCCACCUGUUAGGAUGCCUGAGAAGAGCAGCCAGUUAGAGACAGUGAGGCCCAGGCUUCGGCAAGGGUCUCAAGGCAGGUAGCCAAACAGGCUGAGGGCCCACAGUCCCCUACAUCACUCCUGGGAGCAAAAGAAGCCUUCCAGAACUGGUGGCCUCUAAGCAUGGGUGAGUGGCUGAGCCAGGUCUGCAUCCUCAUUGGUAAGGAAGCCAUUCUGCUCAGCAUGGGGCCUGAGGCAUAUUCUCUCUGUCUGCCCUGAAUGGAGUUUAUGACCUUGGUUAAGUCCCCAGUCUGUACUCAGAGUCUCCAUUAUAUAAGGGAAGCCACUGCUUCAUGUGAUCUGAGGUAGAUCUGAGAACUUGGGACUCUGCUGAGCAUAGAGCUGCCAUCACACCCCUGCAGCCUAGGAACAAGCCUGCAGAUGUGCCCACAUUGAGGGACAGAGGCCUGUGAACCUCAAGAGACAGUUCAGCCAGCUGUAGCUCUGGCACAGCUCCAGUUCAACCAUUUUCCCCAGGACCUGUAUGUGGGUAGAGUCUCCAUGUCCAUACCCCCAGCAUCUCUCCUGAAGACUGUUUUCCUGAAAACCCAGAGUGAGAGCUUAGAUAGAGGGAAGUGAAGGCACAUAGAAGAGGCCAGGGCUGAGCUCUGGGAGGGGUUGCUCAGCAUGUGACCCCCACCAAGCCUCUAGGAUCCUGAGAAUGUGUAUGACACAGGCCUGCCCAUUGUGGCCUGAGAACACACAGUCCCAGGAGAGACCCCUAUCAGGCAUGGCAUCGGUGGAAACCCGAACACCCAUUAGUGAGUUAAAGCCAGGGUACGCAGUCUGGAGGGGUGGCCGGGAGCCGUGUGCACUGCUGACCAGGACUGGCUGCAGGCAGGGCCCAGCUCCAGGACCCGCCGGCCCUCCUCACAUGGUCCCAGGCUCCAGUGUCUUAGGGAAGACAAGCUUCAUUGCAGCCAUAGCCCACAGGAACUGCUUCAGGUCUCCAUGCCAUGGGUUAGGGCACUAGACAAUUCCAAACCCCCUGCCAUGGUGCUAGGGGUGUGUCCUUGGAAAAGAGGCACCCUCCAGCCUCCUGCACAAUGUGAAGUCACAGCUAGUGUCGCACUACUGGCUGGGUGGGGGCAGCAUGAUUGGCAGGCCCUGGAGCAUGGGGCUAAUGCACCAGCACAGAGAUAAGGCUUAUCUGGAACCGUCCCUGGAAUCGAGACUCUGAUGGAAACAGGCCCGGGGUUAAUAUAUUUUUGAUAGAUAACGGCUGGUAAAUGGGAAGCCCUGGGGGCCUGGGGCAGAAGGGGCAGCCUCUGUCCUCCCCAGCCAUGCACAUGUGCACCUGGGUCUGUGUGUGUACUGAGCCUCUGGACAGGGCCAGUGUCUGGACACCAUGUACUCAGGGCUUGUCUGCUACUGCGUGUCUGGCAUCUACAUAGGGGUGGAAUAAAGGAGGUGGGACCUGGUCUACGCAGAGUAGUGACCCACAGAGCACAAAGCUGGAUGAGCUUCUUCUCUAGGGCCUGGUAAGACUAACGAUAGGAGCUAUCAGAAGUGCCGAAACCAGGGCCCUCAGCCAGGUGGAAUUCCCUCCUACUUGGUGAUCCUAGCCCUGGCUUCCUCAACACUGCUCAUGGCCUCCCAGUUCCUAGUGUGGCCCUCCCAUGAGGGUCCUCUAUGACCCUUAUUUCUGCUAAGAGACCCCAGAGGCUCCAUGAGUAAAAUUGAAGAGAGCAGGAAGUAGUUUGCCAGGGGAAGCCUGGCAUGCUGUUGAGGGGCCAGAAGUGCAGGCUCUAAUGGAAGACUGAGAGAUUGCUAAAGGAAGGUCGGGGCUUCCCAAACCCCAUCUUCCCAGAAGCCUCCACAGGGAGUAGCCCUCAUUAAAAAGAGUAGUCACCUCAGCACUAAUAGUAGAUGCAGCCAUUCAUUCAUUAGCUCACUCAUCCAUCUACAGGCUUGACUGCUGGGAGUAGGUGCCAGGCAUGGGCACUGGUGUGAUGCUCAUAGGGAGACUGAAGAGGAGACCUAGGGAAACCUGAAGAACAGCAGCAGGGUGGGUCCCCUAACCCUGACGCUGACCCUAGUUAGGAAUCCUAGUCGGGGAUCCGCCUGGGAAAAGGAGUCCCUGUAUGAUGACCAGCUCUGGGAUAGGGAGGUUUCUGGAUGUAGGAGGGAAGCAGUUCAGGAUGACGGUGUUUGGAAGGUUUGGAGAUUCAACACAGGUGCUGGAACUUGGAUGUAGGGACAGAAUUGUGUAGGGCAUCAAAGAAGCAUCUUUGGACACUGGCUGAGGUCCCUGUGUGUGCUGUCCUGGCCUAGCACAAGGGCACGGGCCUACCUGUCCUGAACUCACUGGACUUGGAGAGAGCAGAUCGGACUUUCCCACUAGCCUGGACAUUCUCCUACCUCAGCUUGCAUACGCAGGCACAGCUCUGAGGCCUGUAGGUCAGGGUCCUGCAGCCCAGGCUUAGGUGUUGCUCAAUACACUAGGAUCCCCCAACGUUAUCAUGGGCCUAGAGGGGAGACCAGCGGCACAACAGUGACUUCCUGAGGCCACAGCUGGGGCCCCAGAUAAAGAGUGCUAGAGCCUGGUGACCCUUCUAGGGACACCAUUUGGGCACACCUCCCACAUGACCACCUCUGGGCCCAGGUUCUGCUCGGCCCUGACUUGCACAGUUCCAAGGGACCACUGUGUGGUGGGGAUUUCUUCCUCGGUAUAGUUCCCAUCAGCCCUGUCCCUUCCCCUGAGCCACAGGGCUCCCUGAGGCAGGGAUGCGGGUGGCCAGUGCCUUUUUCCACAGCAGGGCUCCAGGAGGAGACUUAGGUGUGGCCCACUCUCCAGCUCCUGGCCUCUGCUCUCCACAUGUCCUGUCUCUUUCUGUUUCUCUUGUCUUGUCCAGGACAGUUGGUGAGCAGGGGGGAGGAAGGAGUGUCAGCCUCAUUGACCAGGCCCACAGGGUCUCCUGGCUCUCGUCCAGACCCUUCCCCUCUGCAGUUUGUAUCCUGUAGGCUGGACUCUGGCAGCCACGGUGCCAGGCUCUACUUCAUGAGCCCGAGGGACUCCCCGCUAGGGGUCUAGAAAAGCAGGAGGGGACAGGCUUCCCAGCGACACAGAAGAGGACCCUGGAAACCUGCAUUUUUCAAAGGCCUCGUGAGUUUUUAGACCAGGUUACAGAGACCAGAUCCUGCUCCUACUCAACCCCUAAGCCCAUUAUGUACACAAAAGUGUCCCCACCCUGUCAUCCCUGAGCUUCAGCACUAACUCCACCAUGUUACCCCCAUCACUAAGUUCAGCGUCAUUGUCACCCCAUCCUGUCACCACUGUUGUCACCAAGAGCAGCACCCGUGAUGCACCAGGCCUGGGAAGAAAGCCUGUCUGUAGGACAGCAGUACAUUCCACCACCCCAUCCCCUAGUCUGGCCGGGAAUACACACUGGCCUCAGGCCCCAGUAGAGAGCACAACUGUAUGUGGGGACUCAUCCCACUUGUUUCCUUGCAGUAGUGACCCAAGCCAUCCUGCAUCUUGGUCUGUCCUCCUGCAGAGAUGUGGAGAUCCAUUCUCAACAUGGCACCCCUCAGGGUGGCUGCCAGUGACAGCUCAGGCCCUUUGCUGGUGUCCUGUGUCUAGUCAUGCAUCCAAAUACUUUAUAAACCAGGUUGUAAACACCUGUAAUCCCAACACUUGGAUCAGAAAUCCAAGGCCAUCCUCCUCCCUGUGGACUGCCAGGGAAAGGCUGAAAUAGUAGAUCUGGGGCUAGAGUGGUAGAAGCUGACUCUGGAUCUGCUUAGUGGGGAUUUAGGACCAGCUUUAGCAGAGCUAGGUGACCCUGCAGAGGUGAGCGGCUUUAUAGGAGCAAGCUAGGCAAGAUACCUUCAGUGUGGGAUUCCUGAGGAAGUGGCUAGCUGGGCUUCAGAUUUGGUGCUGGGGAGAGGCCUGAGCUAGACACACAGUGGGGCCAUGAGCACAGAGGCAGUGAAGCCAGGGGAGGAGACAGGGCCUUGGAAUUCUGCGCAUCUUGGAACAAUGGUUCUGGAAAGCUGGGUGCAAGGUGUUUCAUAGGGUCUGCACGCAGGGGAUGGAUAGAAUCAGUCGACACUACUGUAAUUGCCAGGUCUGGGGAAGAGGCCUGCAGUGACAGCCUCAGGCAGCUGCUUACAGGUGCAGACUGGCGCCACUGAAGGCAGGUGGUAUGGGUGGGUGCUGGACAGAACUGUGCAAAGGCAGAGAAAGAUGGGGCAAUACUUCUAAUCAGAUGUGAGAGGAGAUGGCUGAGUGAUAGCCAGUAAUUGUGAUAACUCCCAAUUCUUGGUACUUGCCUGGAGGGAAAGAAGCAUCCGUGUGCUGUCUGCCCUGCCAAUCACUGCUCCCAGCUUCCCUGAGGGGGUAUGGCCUUCUCCCGGCCUGGCCUCAGCCAGGUCAGAGCCCAUGGGCAGUUCCAGGCUGGGUCUCCUCUCUGGGAUGCAGGCUCUCUCACUUGUGGCUUGCUAGCCUCCAUAGGGGGCAGAGAGGCCCCAUUCUAGGCCCUAUAUAGCCCAAAGGACAGCAGAGCUCUGUGGCCUGUGGCACGGACAGGCAGUGGGCCACCGAUAAGAGAGACAGUUGUCAGAGUCAUGGGGACCACUGAUAAAACAGACAAGCAUCUCCCGGUGGCCGGAAGGUGCUGGGAGGGCCAGCAGGGGCACCCACAUGGGUGGACAUGCUGAGGCUGCUGGUUCUGGGCAGGACCCUUCCAACCUCAACAGGCAUCCAGGCAGCUGCUGUGUGUACCCAGCCUGGAAAGGAAACCUCCACAUGGAUUCCCAGGGCUCCUCAGCAUUCCAGAGCCUCCCUACAGCCACCAGCAGGGAGGGACCUUGACAGGGGCAGCCUUCCUCUAUGUCCAUCUACACUUCCAGUCAAGGGCACAUAGCCAGCACAAGAAAGCACCCUGGGAGUUGGAGCUGCUAGGGAAGCAGGCCCUCUAUCACAUGUGACAAGCCUGAUGUGGACAUGGCACAUCUCUCACAAACUCCGGUGACAUCCUGCAAGAUGAGAGGCCUCACCCCUUUUUGCUCUUUGCUGAGUCCCAGAGAGGCCAGGUGACAGGCCCAGAGUCACACUGUCUAGGGUACCCAGGCACCCUUGAGUAUACAAGUGGGCACUGGGCUCUUUGGGAGCCAUCUGCCAGCCCUCAGGUAUGAGGUAUCAAGGAUGGUGGCCUAACUGGGUUGGUUCAGGCUCUGUUCUAGGUGGGGCUUGCUGGUUGCCUUUCUAGUUUCAACCCAAGAAACACAGUUAAGGCUCAGAGACAAUGGAGAGCCUCAUGGGACAAUCUGGGAUGGUGUAGCCUGGGGACUCCGAACCCAGUCUGAAGAGCCCAGAGUCCACACCCUUCCCAAAGAGGGCCAUCUUUGUGUAUUUUGUCACACUGCAUAUGUAUACAUAGGGGACAUCCUUCUUAACAGUGGGCAACAGUCCCUCUCACUGGGACCUAUUAUACUUCACACUAGGGUGAAGGGGGCAGUUCCUCUCCUAGAGACUGUCCUGCUUUACACUGGGGAGGGCAGUCCCACUGUCCUGCCCUGCCUUAUACACUAGAACCUGUCCUGCAUUAUACUGGGGGAAAGUCCCUCUCACAGCCCCAGCCAUGUACCUGCUUGUUCAUUCCACACGCAUGGUGAGAGAGGACCCACCAGCAUGUCACUGUCUUGAUGGAAUAUGGGGACAGGACCUUCUCUGCCUGGGGAUGCAGAGCUGCCAUCCCUGGUUCACCGCGAGAGCAAGCAGUCCACAGCAGGAAGGAAUGAUACCUACCCAGAAAAGACAGGAAUGAAGAGCGAUCCCUGGAGCUUGACCCAGCCUUGCUGACCCACGCUGGGGAUGCAAUGUCAUGCUCCCCACACCACCAGAGCCUAUUGGAGCCAGACUCUCUGUGAGUCAGUGUGUGCAGUGGUCAGUGUGCUUCUUAGCAAUCUGGGAUGUGUCCUGAGUCCUAAAGGAGGAGUGUGUGAACCCAUGACCCAUCAAGAAUCUUGCCUAGGCCAACACUCUAUCCCUGCCAUGAGUCCUCAGCCAACUUACCCAACACUUGCUCUAUGUGCCUCACUGGGCUGGCGUGCCCACCUGGGGCCACAUGUGCCCCAUUCCGCCCUCAAGUCAGUCCCCACCCUGCCACAGAGCCACCACCAGACAGCUGGGCACCCACGUCCAGCCUAACAGUUCUGUUGAGUCCAUUGCACCCUUAAAUAUAUCUGUAAUAUUUUAUUGUGUGUAUGAGCAUUUUGUCGGCAUGUAUGUCU